Molecule: messenger RNA, 1288 nt
Organism: Numida meleagris (helmeted guineafowl)
Lineage: Eukaryota; Metazoa; Chordata; Aves; Galliformes; Numididae
Gene: GOLPH3L
Product: golgi phosphoprotein 3 like
Exons: 5
Coding region: 217-1056 (279 amino acids)
Biological process (GO): Golgi to plasma membrane protein transport; Golgi organization; retrograde vesicle-mediated transport, Golgi to endoplasmic reticulum
Cellular component (GO): trans-Golgi network; Golgi cisterna; cytosol
Molecular function (GO): phosphatidylinositol-4-phosphate binding
Source: RefSeq, a predicted model, not a curated record
AGCUCCGGGGCUGCAAAACUCGACCCGGGGCCUUGUGCCCCCUGGGCCCGGAAGCCCUCGGGGCAGGAUCUCCCUCCCGGUGGCGGCUCCGAUUCCUGGUUCCCUUCCUGGAGGUGCAGUCGUCUGAAUCAACACGUCACCGUGUGGCAGCGGCCGCUCCCUGCUGCUGGCUCCGCAGCUGCCCUGGUCCAGGUGAGCUGAGAACUCCGGGUGGGGAUGACGACGCUCACACGUCGAGGAUGGCGUGGGGACAAGAGGGCUGAGUGUGAGGAGGAGGCGGCUGCGGACAGGGAGCUGCCCGACGAGGACUCUGACAACUCCAAAGCCCCCCGCCUCACGCUGAUGGAGGAGGUGCUGCUCCUGGGGCUGCAGGACAAGGAGGGCUACCCCUCCUUCUGGAACGACUGCCUGUCCCCCGGCCUGCGCGGUGGCAUCCUCAUCGAGCUGGCGCUGCGGGGCCGCAUCCAGCUGGAGCCGCUCACAGCCAGGAAGAAGCGGCUGCUGGACAGGAAGGUGCUGCUGAAGUCGGCUGCUCCCACUGGCGAUGUCCUCCUGGAUGAGACCCUCCAGCACAUGAAAGCCUCCGAGUCCUCAGAAACGGUGCAGACCUGGAUAGAGCUGCUCACAGGGGAGACCUGGAACCCCUUCAAGCUGCAGUAUCAGCUGCGGAACGUGCGUGAGCGUGUCGCCAAGGGCCUGGUGGAGAAGGGGAUCCUCACCACGGGGAAGCAGAGCUUCCUGCUCUUCGACAUGACCACUCACCCCGUCUGUGACGCCACUGAGAAGCAGCGCCUGCUGAGGAAGCUGCAGGACAGUUUGUUGGAGCGCUGGACGGGGGACCCGCGCCGCAUGGAGCGUAGGUUGCUGGCGCUGCUGGUGCUGGCCCACGCCUCGGAUGUGCUGGAGAAGGCUUUGGGCAGCCUGGAGGACACGCAGUAUGAGACGGCCACGAGCAGGGCCAGGGAUGUGCUGGAGGCCGACCCGGAGCUGGAGGCGGCCCAGGGCAGAGGGACGGAGGUGAUCUGGGCUGUGCUGGCGGCUUUCAGCCGGGCCUAGGUCCUGGGGGUGUCCAGUGGAGGUGGCUGGGGGCUGUGGGCCCACGCAUGGAGCUGCUCCCCCGGGAAGGGCCCUGUGCCCCCCAGGGGCUGCGUGCGGAGCCUCCCUCUUCUCCCCACUGCAUUGGGACUGGAACUCGGUGCCUUCGGGGCUGUGGGUGCUGGGGGCAGCUCAAGGGCUCCCUUGGCCUCUGUGUCAGAGAGGAAGGGAAAAGAUGGUGAUUUUUUUUUAA